Molecule: messenger RNA, 1447 nt
Organism: Colletotrichum scovillei
Lineage: Eukaryota; Fungi; Ascomycota; Sordariomycetes; Glomerellales; Glomerellaceae
Product: cytochrome b561
Exons: 2
Coding region: 376-1113 (245 amino acids)
Molecular function (GO): transmembrane monodehydroascorbate reductase activity
Source: RefSeq, a predicted model, not a curated record
GAUAGGUCACAGCUCGAGACAACCUCGCCGUCAUCGAUGCCGCCAUCGACGACUUCUCUGUACCUUCUCCGACCGCCAAAAUGCCGUCCCUUCCCUCAUCUUCCUUCUCCUCCUUCCAAACCCGGCCCGCAGUGAUCACGGCAAUUAGGCCAUACUUCGACACCGCCCUGUGUGCUUGUCCCAACUUGAUCUCUUCAUCCUUACUGACUCCGAGUGCUCACGACAAUCGCAAUUCCUGUUGCGACAAUCGAGAGUAGAUUUGUCGUAGCUUUGCGCCCUCGCUCCUAGAAAUACAACGCAUUCCCCGAGACCCAUUCCCCGAGGCCCUCUUUGCAACUCCCAGCAACAACGACAACCACCACUACACCAACGAUCAUGUCUUCUGCCACAGGGCUUCCAGAACCACCCCCACGAGGCGAUGGCGACAACGAGUUCGAGCCUCUUCUCGGUCGACCUGGCGACGCCCAGCAGGAACCGGGUGAAUUCAUCGCCAGGAACCUCAUUAUCGGCACCGGCAUCAUCGCCCAAUUCGGCGCCGUCAUCUUCGUUGCCAUGAUCUGGGCCGCCGUGCUGACGAAGGACGUAAUCCUCUUUUCUGGCCACCCGCUCGCGCAGAGUCUCGCCAUCUUCACCCUCACCCAGUCGAUCCUCUCGCUGCAGCCGACGCACACUCCUGAGCAGAAGCGCGUCGGCCAGCGCGUCCACGCCGGCCUUAACCUGCUCGCCUUCCUCUUCCUUGUCGCCGGCGUCGGCAUCAUCGAGUACAACAAGUAUCUGCAGGGCCCAGACUCCCACUUCCACUCCGUUCAUGGCUACCUAGGCGUCACCGUCUCCAUCAUCCUCUUAUUGCAGUACAUUGUCGGCUUCACAAUGUGGGCUACCCCGAAGUUGUACGGGGGCGAGGAUACCGCCAAAUCAAUCUGGAAGUACCACCGCUGGAGCGGCUACGUCGUUCUUGUGCUUCUACUCGUGACGGCCGCGACAGCCAUUGACACCGGUUUCAACUAUAAUGUAUUGAAGCUGAAGCUCUGGGCUGUCGUCGUAACUUCUCUCUUGAUCCUCGUGGGUAUCAUCCCGCGCGUGCAAAAGCAGAAGCUUGGAUUGUCGUCUUGAAUCUGGCGGGAGUUGGCUUCAUUGGUACCGGCUCAAUAUGGAUGCCGGUCUUCGCAAGUCACUUUGACCUAGAUUAGUUCGCCUCAAACAAUGAACGAGGAGAGAGGAAAGGGAUACCGGCAAAGCUAAACUGAAGGGAACGGGUAGUUUUGCAAUUUGGUCAAAGUCAAGAUCGCAUAAGCGUUUGCUUUAUAGGUGUGGCUUUUUGAGAAUUCACAUUAUGGGAUCAAGUCGCAGGGGUCUGUCGCUGUCAGGCGUCGUUAGUAAUCUGUGGAAUUAUCUCGUAGCGUUUGCCAGUUGCGUAGUGAUCAUUUGAUUCUUUACCUAACCUCCG